Coregonus clupeaformis (lake whitefish) is the source of this 1050-nucleotide messenger RNA. RefSeq names its product mucin-7-like. The coding region runs from base 200 to 1003 and encodes 267 amino acids. Lineage: Eukaryota; Metazoa; Chordata; Actinopteri; Salmoniformes; Salmonidae. The transcript is spliced from 3 exons. The record is from RefSeq and is a predicted model, not a curated record.
AUAACAACCUUCAAGUCUGUCGUGCUUGAGAUAAACAGAGUCUGGAGUGACUGAGCCUAAGGCAAUUUGAACCUUUUAACAUCUGCUCAGUUACUUGUCAGAACUCAAAAUGACCUGUUCGCCAGGCUGUUGCGACAUAGAUCCAUAUGUUGCAUAGGUGGUGGAUGAGCCAAAUAAUGGAAUCUCCACCAUAUGGCCCAUGCCUGUCGGUUGCCACCACCAACAACAAGCAAAACUCUCCAUGCCAGUGCCCACUGCCAGUUACCACCACCAACAACAAACAACACUGUCAACAUCAGUGCCCACUGCCAGUCCAAUGAAGGGGGAUUUAAACUCUACAGUCAGACCUGCAACCCCCACUGAGCCAACGUACAGUCCACCCAAUCCAACUGGGACAACAGCUGGUUCAGAACCAAAGGUGAUGGUCAAAUCUCCCCCAAACAUAAUAUCAGAGAAAAUGAAGAGCAUUCUGAUCAGCCAAGGUUCAGAGAAUCCUGAACUCACAAUUCUGCCCAGCAACAGGCAGAGUGCCCUGGUUCGCCUGGCGGGUCAGUUAGAACCAGGAGAUAUCCCUUCUUCUGUCCCUGUCCGUUUUAAUGCCAUCCCUGGGUGUGGGUCACAACAAGUAGUUUCACAUCCAGCUGCUGCUCCUCCUCCUCCUGCUACUCCAGGGGCCCUCAUCAAGGCCUCCAGUCCUCCCCCAAUGACAGAGUCCCUACCUCCAAUCCCUGAGAGUUUGUCAGGGUGCACCAGCCGCUGUACCAUCAAGAUAAAGCUGGACAACUCCAGUGCAGGGAUUGUGGUGUUGCAGAAGGUCAGCCAGCCAGCCCAAUACUCCAGCCCCCCCUUUGCAGGCCACAGACUAGACGUGGUAGGGAUGUUACCCUUCAGCCUUCCACCUGGGGUCAAGGUCACAGUGGUCAACCCUGUCCCUGUGGGAAUGGUACAGCAAGGAGGAGGUACACCACAGAUGCAGCAAGGCAGACAGCUCAACUUUACUUGACCCUUUGGUGGAUCUUCAGUUGCAAAUAAAACUACUCCUUGCAAAGA